GUUGGAACACACAAUCCGCAUUCACAUAUCGUCGCGGAAAAGCUCGCGCCCGAGGAGCUGCGCAAUUCGUAUUAAUAAACGCUACAAGAUCAUCUGAAAAUUGAAAAUGAGCGGAACGAAAAGUCCAGAUGACUUACUACAGGAUGAACUGAUAGAUGAGAUUCUUGAAACGAUUUAUUCCGGCAUGCAGCAAUUCAAUGGGAAUAUUAUGAAGUUCCUCAUGGAAGCGAACCCGAGCAAAAAUCUGGCGUUCUCUCCCGUUGGUUGUCAUCUCACAUUGUCAAUGACUUCGUACGGGGCUGCAGGAGGUUUCGAAAGCGCUUUCGGUCACGCGCUUGGAUUACCGUCACCGAGAUACUUCGGAGAUUUGGGAUUCAGGAAAAUCGUCGAGCGCUACAACAAAUACAAAACAGCCGACGUGGUGUUGAAGAGCUCAAUAUUUGUUCCUCCGGGACUUCAGCCGUUCAGAGAAUUCAUCGAUCAAGCGAAGAACAUUUUUCAGGGGAGUCUACACGAAGUAGAUUUCAGCUCGAGCACAGCGAGCAGUACCGUGAACAAUAUGGCCCGGGAUAAGAUGGUGGCUGAUAUCGCAGACGCAAUAGCACCGACUGAUGUUAACAAAGAUUCGAGCAUAGUUCUCGUAAACGCUUCGUACUUUAAAAGCAAUAAGUUCGAAGUCAGAGAGACCGUCUAUCGAAGUCAACAAAAUUUCAUACGUCAUGAUGGAACCUCAAAAAAAAUGACUUUUUUGAGCCUCCGCGGAGAGUUCACGGUUGGCCAAUGUAUACAAAAGAGACUGUUACCUGGUGGGGGUAACGGAUACCUGAGCGAUUUUAUCAUGAUUCCAUUCGCAAAACCAGCAGCGGAAGAUUACUACGAUAUGAGCAUGGUCGUAAUUUGUCCUCCCGAAAUAGAGAACACGACAGACAAGUUUAAGGAGAUCGAAAGCACGUUUAAUCAAAUUUCUACUAUGGAAUUUAUCGGUGGGCAAAAAUCAAAGUGCCAUUUACUGAUGCCGCAAUUCCGGAUUAAAUUUCAAUGCGACUUGAAGCCAGCCCUCGAAAAACUGCACAUGGACGUUUUGUACGAUCCGAUACGAGUAUACUUUCGAAAAAUCAUGAUCACUCCUGACCUCAUUCUGACGAAAGCAGCACAAACGAGUUUCAUGGACAUCAACGGUGGAGUUGAAUCAAAGGAUGAUGUUAGUGAUGAGGUGAAGUCACGUUUGCACAGCAUCGACCAACAGUUUAUAGUCAACCGUCCCUUCUAUAUUUUGAUCCUCGAGACGACUGACUUUCCCGUCAUAAAAGACCCCACAAAAAAGGAAGAUGAAUAUUCAAAGAAAAAUGACAUUCCUCCUCAGAUCGUCUUCGCUGCCCGUUUCACGGAUCUGUGA
Molecule: messenger RNA, 1396 nt
Organism: Venturia canescens
Lineage: Eukaryota; Metazoa; Arthropoda; Insecta; Hymenoptera; Ichneumonidae
Product: serpin B6-like
Exons: 8
Coding region: 107-1396 (429 amino acids)
Molecular function (GO): serine-type endopeptidase inhibitor activity
Source: RefSeq, a predicted model, not a curated record